Molecule: messenger RNA, 1423 nt
Organism: Coffea eugenioides
Lineage: Eukaryota; Viridiplantae; Streptophyta; Magnoliopsida; Gentianales; Rubiaceae
Exons: 5
Coding region: 264-1181 (305 amino acids)
Source: RefSeq, a predicted model, not a curated record
GAAAAUCGGGACGAGGGUAAGAAAGUUUUUAAUGCCACCCCGUCCAACUUCGUCCAGUUACACUACCGACAACUCCUCCUCUCUUGACACUCUCAGACCGUCUAGACUGGUGGUGUCCCGUUCGUCUCAAGACAGAUUUCGCUAUAUUACAGAGAGAGGCAAAAGGUACAGUGAAGACUCAAAGACACAUAUCCCCAACCAAAAAAAAAAUAAAAAUAAAAAAGUACAGAGGUAGACUUGCUGGUAGCGGAAGAGAGAAGGGAAUGGGGAAAAAAGCCAAGGCCAAAGCCAAGCCCAAAGAUGACGUCUUUGCGAAUGGGACUUCUAAUCCUCCUUUGGAGAGCGUGGAGGACGAGCAGACAAGUCCUAACAGGUUACCAUCAAAGAAGAAGGCAUCAACGAGCAGCUUACCUUUAAAGAAGAAUUCAUCUAAGAAGGCACUAUCAAAUAUGGCUAGAACUGUUAGGAGGUCAGGCCGGCUUAGGAAUUUACAAUCAGCUAAGCCAAACCAAGAGAUGAUUGUGGAAAAGAUUGAUCUUGCUGGUAGUGAGAGUGAAGAGGAGUCACUUGAUCAACAAUCGAACUUAGAGCCUUUUCUUCAUCAAGAAAACUCAGAGCCUAUUGUUCAACAAUUGAAUGCAGAGCGUAUUGUUCAAGAAGUGAACACAGAGGCUGUUGUUCAAGAAGCGAACUCAGAGCCACUUGUUCAACCUUUUAACUCACAACCAAUCUCUAAUCAACACAACUUGGAAGAAAAAAUUGGCUUUCUUGUUCAGUCUGUUGAAGAAUUCAAGUCGCAGGUUGUUCAGGGUAAAAAAAGGCCAUUUCCAAGUGAAACUCAGCAUAUGGAACUUAAUUAUCGAAGUCUGUAUAUUGAGUCACAAAAAAAGGUUGAGGCCUUAACCGAGGAAAAUCAUCAACUCUCCAAAAAGUUGGAAUUUGCCUGUGGAAAAGUUGAAGCGUAUGAGAAAAUGAAGGAUGUUUUUGGGAAUCUGAAGGAUAUGGUGUUAGUAUCACAACUAGAGAAAGCUACUGAAGCAGCAAUUAAUUUUUCUGCUCAAGCAGCAGUAAGCAAGCUUAAUUUGCCAGAAACCACCAUUAAUGGAGCUGCUGUUCCUGCAGAUAAACGGAGGACUGCAUUUGGGGCAACUCAUAAGAAAUAUGUUAGGAAGAAGAAAUAAAUUGAAGUGUGAAAGCAUCUUCUGACUGCUUUUUUUUUUUUCUUUUUUGUCCAAGCAACUUUUGGAAGCAAAAUCUUAAUUCAUGUGGGCUAACCCUAGGUUGUUUAAUUCAUGAAAUAAGAUCUGUAUCUGCGGCUUCCAAGUAUUUUCAAUAUGGCAUUUAAUGACACCCAGUACCAAUUGUUAUAUUAAGUUCGUCUAAGCAUUGACUCUGCUGCCUACAUAGGAGCAUUGGAACGCCA